UGAGGAGAAGAAAAAUCUGAGAGCCACAAAAAAGAACCCCAAGAAAAAGAAAAGAAAUUCUGCUCUCUCUGAGCACUUUGCAGGCACCAUGAAAAACUUCCUUGCCUUCACAGCCCUUGCAGUCUUCCUCCUGGUGCACAGCUCCCAGGCAGUCUAUGUUCAGGAUGGAGACUUGAGAUUCCCCCUGGAGUCUGUGAAGAAACUGAAGGAGCUCCUGGAUGAGAAGCAGCACAUCAGCCCCCGCAUGGUCCUUGCCCGGGCUGUUUAUUCCCCAUGUGUGGAUAAAGAGCUCCCUGAGGAAUUCCAAUCCCUCUGCAAAAGAGAAGAUGCACCCCAAAUCUUUGAGAGGCUGAGCCAGGCUGUCCAAGACCCUGAUUUGUGUGAGAUCUGUGCCAACGCUGCCUGUGCUGGCUGCCUUUGAGGAAGGAG
This is a messenger RNA of Calypte anna (Anna's hummingbird), 429 nucleotides long. RefSeq names its product guanylate cyclase activator 2A (gene GUCA2A). The record is from RefSeq and is a predicted model, not a curated record. The transcript has 3 exons. NCBI's taxonomy places the organism in Eukaryota, Metazoa, Chordata, Aves, Apodiformes, Trochilidae. Gene Ontology annotation, cellular component: extracellular region. Gene Ontology annotation, molecular function: guanylate cyclase activator activity. The coding region runs from base 89 to 421 and encodes 110 amino acids.